Sciurus carolinensis (gray squirrel) is the source of this 494-nucleotide messenger RNA. Its product is annotated as enhancer of rudimentary homolog. The record is from RefSeq and is a predicted model, not a curated record. NCBI's taxonomy places the organism in Eukaryota, Metazoa, Chordata, Mammalia, Rodentia, Sciuridae. The transcript has a single exon. The coding region runs from base 9 to 323 and encodes 104 amino acids.
UUGUCGCGAUGUCUCACACCAUUUUGCUGGUACAGCCAACCAAGAGGCCAGAGGGCAGAACUUACGCUGACUAUGAGUCUGUGAAUGAAUACAUGGAAGGAGUUUGUAAAAUGUAUGAAGAACAUCUGAAGAGAAUGAAUCCCAACAGCCCCUCUAUCACAUACGAUAUCAGUCAGUUGUUUGAUUUCAUCGAUGAUCUGGCAGACCUCAGCUGUCUUGUUUACCGCGCUGAUACCCAGACAUACCAGCCUUAUAACAAAGACUGGAUCAAAGAGAAGAUCUACGUGCUCCUUUGUCGGCAGGCCCAACAGGCUGGGAAAUAAUUGAGCUGGAAGCAUUAGGGAGCUGGGGGUGGGCUUGGAACACAGGUGUGUACAGCGUGCUGUAGUGAAAGUUUUGUAUUAUAGUAAUCCUGUUUCCAUUUUGUUACACUCUGGCCAAGAUUGAAUGUAUUAGAUGAAAUGUGAGGGGCUUUGAGGAUCUUUUCAAUCUGA